Molecule: messenger RNA, 3109 nt
Organism: Adineta steineri
Lineage: Eukaryota; Metazoa; Rotifera; Eurotatoria; Adinetida; Adinetidae
Source: the annotation of a GenBank genome assembly
AGGUUAGUAGUAGGCUGGAUGAUUUGUAAUAGCCUAAACGAUGAAAACCACAGGUAACCAAAUCUAAAAGUUUUGAUUUUAGCUGUCCGAUUCUUCUCAUUUAGAUAUAGAACAUUAGAGAGCUUUCUAUGAGAGCUGCAAACAGGCUCAAUUUUUGAUGACUUGAUUUUAUCUAUGCUAGUCGAUUGCGAUGAUACUAUACGAAUAUAUUGUUGAUAAAAAGAUUGCCACAUGGUAGAACUCAGUGAUCGCUUCAGAAACUCCUUAUGACAUCGGGAAAAGUUGAUAAAGAUAGAUACUAUGACUGAAUAAAGCCACAUAACGUCAUUGCUUGUAAAUAUUCAUCCAAAUGAAAAGAGGUGCGCCUUCUAUCUGACCCCAAAGUUAUGAGUAAUAUCAUGCAUCAACCAAAUCAUGUAAGAAAUGUAAUAUUUAUUGAGUCAUUUUUGAAGACUUAUGCUUAGUGCUAUUUGUAGCUAUCACUAUUUCUCGUAGUACACUGUCAGCACGAUUCUAUUACAAGUACUAUAUCUAUCAAUUACUCACAUUAUAAUUUAGGCAAAUUCACAUACUAAACAUUUCUAGCUGAUUCUUAGUUGCUUGUUUGAGAACAGAAGUGAAUCCAAGAAAAAUCCUCUUUUAUAAUUGAAACAGUAGGUUUUAAUCUAUAUUUAUAUAUGCUAUGAUCAAUGUUUAAUCUGAUUUAUUGGUAUGGUUAUACACGUAUAAGUGUCAAUUGAGAUAGCAUUUAUAUAGAAUCGAGGUGUUUAACAGAAAUUGUAGUUAGAUAAAAUGCUAACUUAACACUCGAGAAAUACAUCUUUCAUAAACAUCGAUUUUUUCAUGAGAAUGAUGUGAGCAUUAUAUUCUCUCAUGCAAAGUCACAUCCAUUCUAGCAGCGAAGUCAGGACUUCGAGCUAGGGGAGGAGAGAGGGUUCAGCCCCCAGAACCGUUUUGGUCCAUCUUAGGAAGUAUAAUUGUUUACGCAACCAGUGCAAUUUUUUUUUCGCUUUUUCACACUUGGUUGGAUAUAGCGUGUCGAGCUGAGUAAGAAUAUAUCAGUUUUUAUAUUUUUUCCAAAGUGCUGAAAGAUCCAUUUUCUUGAAAAAAAUAUUGAAAAAACUCAUCUUUCAAUGUUUUUUUCAAUUUUAGAGAGCUUUUACAUUUCUUCGGACUAUGAAAAUAAUAUAUUUAGAUUUAUCGUGCAAAACUGCAUCGAUCUGGGUGGACCGACAAUUGAGCCCCCGAUAUAGAGAAGAAAUUAGAGAACACAAGAAAGUAAUUUUACUUCAACAAAAUAACAUUUACAUCAAAAACUAAACAGAGAGCGUGCUCUUUUAAAAUACAUUUCUCUUGUAAUCAAAUGUAAAGAAGAUACUAGGCAGGAUGUGGGUAUUCUGGAGGAUUUUAUAACUGACAUUUUGUAAUAAUAAUAACAGAUAAGUACACAAGCAAAUGUGUUGAUUACAUAAAUAUGCGAAAUAUAUUCCGAAAAGUUAUUUGUUGUACUAAAGAUGACUGGUUGAAUCAAAGAAGGAUAUUCUAGCUGACCAUUAGUACCAUCAAAAGAUUUCGCAUAUCUGUGUGCUUCACUUUAAAAUUCAUCUAACAAACAACAUAAGAAUUUUCUAUGUUCUUUAUUAUCGUCUCUAUAUCGAGGGCUCAAUUGUCGGGGAGCUCAACUGUCGGUGUACCAUCGAUCUGACCUCUUUUUUGGUAUUCCUUAGUGAAAAAUAUGCUUGUAAAAUGAAGAGAUUCAAAAGUGAAAAAAAACAUUAAAAGAUGAGUUUUUCCUAAUAUUUUUUCAAAAAAAUGGAUCUUUCAGCACUUUGGAAAAAAAUCGAAACUUAUCAACAAAAAUCUUUCGAAAAAAAUAUAAAAAUUGAUAUAUUCUUACUCAACUCGACGAGGUCGAUGCGACCAUGUGUGAAAAAGCCUUUUGCUUUAAUUAUGUAUUGUUUGCACCUUACGUUAUCGAAUGAAUGAAAUAUGAUACUGAGAAAUCUCUGAAAUAUAGAUGAAGCUCAUAUUAAAUGUGUUUUUAGUUGUUUAAAAACUACAUAUGAUUUUCACACAAUAAGUUAUAUCUCAUAGAAUAUUCCACUACAGAGAAUAAAUAAGAUUUUGUAUCAGAAAAAUAUAUUUUUCAAAAUCUUGCUAGGGGGGGAGUCACUGAGCGCCAUGCUCCCCUCCGCUCCACCACUGUUUUCAUUUAUAAUUCAACUUCAACAAAAAAACAAACUCAAAGUUUCAUUGAAAACUAAUCUUUUCUUUUUUUCGUCGAUAAAAAACAAUUUUCUUCUUCUCCUUCUUCUUUCCAUCAAAAUCUUUUGUUUUCAUUCUUUUCUAGAACCGAAUUUGAACAAAUGGAAACCAAAUGGCAUCACGGUGGCUGGUGGAAAUGGACGAGGACAACAAUUAAAUCAAUUAGAUGCCCCUGUUCAAAUCUCUAUUGAUAAAAACAAAAAUAUUUUCAUUGUUGAUAAUAUGAAUAAUCGUAUUGUUGAAUGGAGAUAUAAUGCAAAAGAAGGAGAAAUCAUUGCAGGUGGAAAUGGACAAGGAAAUCAAAUGAAUCAAUUGAGUUGGCCAACAAAUAUAAUUGUUGAUCAACAAAUUCAUUUGAUUAUCAUUGCUGAUUAUGUGAACAGACGACUAAUUCAAUGGUUGAAUCAGAAUCAACAAAUUCUCAUUCGCAAUAUUGACUGUUACGGCUUGGCAAUGGAUAAAUAUGGAUUCCUUUAUGUUUCUGAAUAUAUAAAGAAUGAAGUGAGACGAUGGAAAAUGGGAGAAUAUAACAAUGAAGGAAUUGUAGUGGUAGGUGGAAAUGGAGAAGGAAAUCAACUGAAUCAACUCAGUUAUCCUAGUCAUAUCUUUGUUGAUGAAGAUCAAUCUGUUUAUGUAUCAGAUUGGAACAAUCACCGUGUGAUGAAAUGGAGAAAAGAUGCAAAAGAAGGAAUAGUUGUGGCUGGAGGAUGUGGUAAAGGAGUAGAUCUCAACCAAUUGUCUAAGCCUGAAGGAGUAAUUGUUGAUGAUUUGGGUCAAAUCUAUGUGGCAGAUUUUGGGAAUCAUCGAGUAAUGCGUUGGUGUGAAGGAAAAGAAGAAGGUGAAA